AUGAACCCAACCGUACCUACCGUAUAUUCCCCUAUCCCAUCGUUCCUUAACGAUGACGACGGCAUCACCUCAUCUCAAACCCAGGUAGGGAACAGGAACUCGGGCCAAAUUGCGUGUCCCAGCCACAAUGCUCCGACAGCAAGCCGCGCAUGCCCAGAUUGCACCGAUGUCGAAAGAGCACUUCCACUUGGCCAAGGCGGGCAAUUUACUGCCUACCGAUCAUGGCCAAUCAAGCUCAGACUGAGCUAUGAAAAACAUUUCAAACCCACCAAUUUCGUAUCUCGCGCUGGCGGAAUCACAUAUAUCGCUUUCUGCUACGGGUUCUCUAUCUUCCUUUUAGCCCCAGAAAAUGCUCCGCAGUCCGCCCGUAUACCCCUCUGGAUCCUCCUUGACUAUAUGAUGGCAAUCAUGGGCCUCUUUUUGUGGAAUAGGAAUGAAAGCCUAUUUUCAGUCUGUGCGCAGUUCAUAGGCUCAAUUCCUCUGUGGCUUCUACUCUUAGGUUUCAUAGACGCUACUGAUACAGUCCUUCGCUCCGAGCAUCCCUUUCAGCCCUUUUUCGGCUAA
Molecule: messenger RNA, 564 nt
Organism: Orbilia oligospora ATCC 24927
Lineage: Eukaryota; Fungi; Ascomycota; Orbiliomycetes; Orbiliales; Orbiliaceae
Exons: 1
Coding region: 1-564 (187 amino acids)
Source: RefSeq, a predicted model, not a curated record